Erythranthe guttata (spotted monkey flower) is the source of this 2027-nucleotide messenger RNA. Its product is annotated as F-box protein At5g03100. The record is from RefSeq and is a predicted model, not a curated record. Gene Ontology annotation, molecular function: protein binding. NCBI's taxonomy places the organism in Eukaryota, Viridiplantae, Streptophyta, Magnoliopsida, Lamiales, Phrymaceae.
UCGAUGCAAUUGAAAGUAGUAGGGGUAAAAUGAUAUCGAUCCAAAGUACAAGGGGGAAAGUGGAAUUUACCUAAUCUAUUUAAUCCUAAAUUAACGCAGCAAACGACCCCACCACUGCGCACACGUACACACCGCACCACACCACACCACACCACACCAUUACUUUGCAAACCCAUUUUCGUCUUCUCCGGCUAUCAGGGAGGAAAAUGAUUUCGGGUUCCUGAGUUCUCGCCGCCAUUUUCUCGAGUCACCAAAUUCGAUUAACUGUAUAUAUCCACGGUUAAGCGGCGGCGGUGGUGUUGUGUGUGCGGAGGUGGUGGUUGAGAACUGAUGGUUAAUACAAACCUAGAAAUUCGUCUGUAGAUUUGUGAUUUCAUUGAUACUCAAAUUUUUCUUUUUUCGUUUUUGUUUCUGUCUAACAAUUGCUCUAGGUUUUUGCCCAAAAUUUCAAAGAUCGAUGGGUGGUAAACGAGUCAGAAUUGAUUCCAAUUCUCCAGCGAAGAAGUGUGCUAAGAUAUACCUCGGUGAUGAUGAUCGGAUAAGUGAGUUACCUGAUGAUAUUCUCGUCGAUAUCAUAUCGUACCUAUCUCUGAAGGAAGCUGCAUGCACUAGCGUUCUCUCGUCUCGCUGGCUAAACUUAUGGAAACACACCCACUCUCUCAAUUUCGAAGCAGGAAGUGGUAUAGACAAGGUAGCCAUGCAACUAAGAAACGAGCGUAAGGGGGAGAGGCUAAAAUACAUAGCAUGGGUAAACCACAUUCUGCAAUCACAUGAAUCCGCCACAUUGAAAGAGUUCAGAAUCUGUUUCGAUCUGAGCAAAUCGUCUCAGAAGGCGAUAACCAAGUGGCUCGCGUACGCGUUUUCCAGACAAGUUCAAAGGGUGGAGGUUGACCUCUCGUCGAACCUCGACAACCGUCGCGCUCGCCCCUUACGUUAUUCUUUCCCCAAAGAGUUACUUGAUCAAAACAACCGCGGCGUUGUAUCUUCGAAUUUCAAGUCUCUCAAAGCAUUGUCUUUGAAUCGGGUUAACGUGAGUAGCGAAGCGAUCGAGUUCUUCCUACGUAACUGCCCUUUGCUCGAGCAAUUGACGGUCCAUAACGAGAAAGAACUAUCGAAUCUUGAAGUUUGGGGUUCGUCCCUCGUGCUGAAACACUUGGAGAUCACCGACUGCGAUAAACUGAGAUCCCUUAAGGUUUCGGCGCCUAAUCUUACUUCGUUUAAGUUUUCGAUGUUAUGGGGAGAAGUCUUACUUGAGAAUGUCCCAAUGCUUGUUGACGUAUCUGUUAGCGGUGCUUAUAGUAUAUAUUCUGAUAAGAAGUUACUUCAUACUCUUUCUUGCUGCAUUUUCCAAUUGGAGAUUCUUACCUUGCUGUUAGGCAGGCCGGAGGAAAUAAUUCAACUCGCCGAGUUCCCUCAAAUGCCUAAAUUGAAGAAGCUGGUCAUACAAUGUGACUCGUUGCAUGAUCGGAGUAUUAUUGCACUGACUUCUUUCAUAUCAGCAUGUCCUUACCUAGAGGAAUUUGUUCUAAAGUUGUGCGCGUAUGUGCGUAAGAGUUUAGUUGGACAAAUUGACAAAACUAAAAAGUUUCCUCACCAGCACCUUAAAGUCGUCAAGUUUUGUGGCUUUUACAGUCGAUCAAGUGAUGUUGAAUUGGUCGAGUAUUUUAUAGACAACUGUGUUGUGCUUGAGAAGGUAAUUGUUGAUUGCUCCUAUGAAUCAUACUUUGCCGAUGACCCAGUUACCCCAUUCAGAUUAUCCGUGGAACAGUUUACAAGGGAUGAGGUGAAGCAACACCUUGAAGCAAAAGUACGUCGUCACAUUGAAUUGGUUAUUCUUUAAAACCUAAGUACUCUAAUUUUUUUUUUCUCGGUAAUUAUGAAUUCUUAAACUAAGACUAGUUUCUCGUGAUUUCUUAAUUGUUAUGGUAGAUGUUAUCGGAAAGUGAAAGCAGGGUCUAUUAUUUUUCUUACUUAAGUUGGGAAAUGAAUUGGGAUUUUUAUAAUAUAUUGCCCUUUAAUUUUGUUUU